Messenger RNA from Phalaenopsis equestris, 461 nucleotides. RefSeq names its product putative glutaredoxin-C14. Lineage: Eukaryota; Viridiplantae; Streptophyta; Magnoliopsida; Asparagales; Orchidaceae. The record is from RefSeq and is a predicted model, not a curated record. The coding region runs from base 12 to 323 and encodes 103 amino acids. The transcript has a single exon.
UUGUGUCUGAAAUGGAGAAAGUGAACAGCUUGGUCUCGCAAAAGCCAGUGGUUAUCUUCAGCUUAAGUUCCUGCUGCAUGUGUCAUACUGUAAAAAGUCUCUUCUUCGAUCUAGGCGUUAAUGUCGAUGUGCAUGAGCUUGACGAGGAGCCAGAGGGAAGGGAGAUGCAGAGAGCUCUUAGUAAGCUUAUUGGACGUAAUUGUCCUGUUCCUGUGGUGUUUAUUGGAGGAAGAUUGAUAGGAUCUACAGAUAGAGUAAUGUCUCUUCAUCUUGGUGGCAGUCUGGUGCAGCUGCUCAGGGAAGCAGGUGGUCUUUGGCUGUAGCUUUUCCCUAACUACAUCUUAAGUUAAUCUAUGUAAUGAUCUUAAAUUUGAGUUGGGCAAUGAAUCUGCUUUAAAUUUGCAAUAUUUGAUGGUUGUUAUGUGUAAGAUGUUACAUGCAAAUAAUAUAUUAAGAAAAGU